Messenger RNA from Ficedula albicollis (Collared flycatcher), 486 nucleotides. It is a transcript of the gene POLR3K, whose product is annotated as polymerase (RNA) III subunit K. Gene Ontology annotation, cellular component: RNA polymerase III complex. The transcript is spliced from 3 exons. The coding region runs from base 82 to 408 and encodes 108 amino acids. Gene Ontology annotation, biological process: DNA-templated transcription; termination of RNA polymerase III transcription. Lineage: Eukaryota; Metazoa; Chordata; Aves; Passeriformes; Muscicapidae. Gene Ontology annotation, molecular function: DNA-directed RNA polymerase activity; nucleic acid binding; zinc ion binding. The record is from RefSeq and is a predicted model, not a curated record.
UGCGCCAGCUCCUCGGGCGGCUCCUCCGCCGGCUCCUCGGCCGCCAUCGCCGGAAGGGGCGGGCGGCGCGGCGGAACCGCGAUGCUGCUCUUCUGCCCGGCCUGCGGCAACGUGCUGGUGGCCGAGGAGGGGCCGCGCUGCCACCGCUUCGCCUGCACCACCUGUCCCUACGUGCGAAAUGUCACGCGGAAGGUGACCAGCAGGAAGUACCCGCGGCUGAAGGAGGUGGACGAUGUUCUGGGCGGCGCCGCUGCCUGGGAGAACGUGGACUCCACGGCAGAGCCGUGCCCCAAGUGCGAGCACCCCCGCGCCUACUUCAUGCAGAUCCAGACGCGCUCGGCCGACGAGCCCAUGACCACGUUCUACAAGUGCUGCAGCCCGCAGUGCGGGCACCGCUGGCGGGACUGAGGCGCGGGAUGCUGCUGCUGCUGCUGCUGCAAUAAAGUGGCCCUGCGGGCGAGCCAGCGGCUCUGCCUGGUUGUUUGG